Messenger RNA from Oncorhynchus gorbuscha (pink salmon), 1134 nucleotides. RefSeq names its product trichohyalin-like. The transcript has 2 exons. NCBI's taxonomy places the organism in Eukaryota, Metazoa, Chordata, Actinopteri, Salmoniformes, Salmonidae. The coding region runs from base 1 to 1134 and encodes 377 amino acids. The record is from RefSeq and is a predicted model, not a curated record.
AUGACAAAGGUGACAAUGCAGAACAUACUGCACUUGGCCAAGAUAGGGAAGUUGACCGUGGAGAACACGAGGCUGUUAGCAGAGAAUGAAAGGCAGCGAGAGGUGUUGGACAAACACAGAGAAAGCGCAGCGGCCGACAGACAAGCGUUGGUGGACAAGAUGUCAAAGGUGAACAUGUCCUUGGCCAAGUUAUGGAGGUUGAGAGUGGAGAACAAGAAGAGACUGUUAGCUGAGAAUGAAAGGGUGGUGAAGGAGAGGGUGAGAGAGAGGAAUGGAUGGAACCUCAUAAGAAAUGGUUUGAAGACAGAUUUGGCCAAAGCAGACCUGGAGAGGAAUCAGACCUUAGUAAGCUGGAAGGAGGACAGCGGGAGAUGGGCCAAGGCCAAGGCUGGCCUACAAAGAAUCUGGGAUCAACAGGGGGAAAGAUGGAUGAAGGAGAAGGAGGAGAUUAAGAGAAGGAGCACACAGGCAGCAGAGGAGUGGAUGAUUGAACUGAGAGAAAAGGAGAGAGCGAUAGAGGCCCUGGAAAGAGAAAAGAUGAGGAUUCUUUGCCUGCAUGGACAAGAGAAGAAGGGAUGGGAGAUGGAAAAGAGAGCGAUGGAAAAGGAGAAGUUGGAGAUUGCAGGGGAGCGGGAGAGAACGAAUAGUGAAAUUGAGAAAAUGCAAAGUGAGAAAGACAGAUGUGCAAUAGAGAAGAAAGAUAUGGUGGAGAGGAUGAAAGAGGCAUACAUAAAGCUGUACCAGAUGCAGACUGCCCUGAGGUUCGGAGAGCAAGAGCAGCCACAGAAGGAAACUAAAACUGCCCAGAGAGUCAGGGCAAAGCUAGAGAAGAAGAAGAGGAAAGAAAGAGAGAUGUUGGAGAAGAACAAAGUGAAAGAGCUGCUCAGAGCUAGAAAAGCAGAGAGUAAGGAAGAAGUGAAGAAGAAAAAGGAGAGGGUGAAGGCCCACCUGGACGAGGUGGCAAGGAACUAUAACGAAAAGAAACAGGGGGAGAAAGAAAGUGAAAAUCUGUUGAAAAAGGCGCACAUCCCAGACCUCCAACUGAAGAAGUCAGAAUGCAACACAGAUGGAAAAGUAAAUACUGUCGGCUGGCCCUGGUCAAAAUUUAAAUUCUGUGGAAUACUUCAUCAAUAA